Molecule: messenger RNA, 6206 nt
Organism: Limanda limanda (common dab)
Lineage: Eukaryota; Metazoa; Chordata; Actinopteri; Pleuronectiformes; Pleuronectidae
Gene: gpd2
Product: glycerol-3-phosphate dehydrogenase 2 (mitochondrial)
Exons: 21
Coding region: 1888-4080 (730 amino acids)
Biological process (GO): glycerol-3-phosphate metabolic process
Cellular component (GO): glycerol-3-phosphate dehydrogenase (FAD) complex; mitochondrion
Molecular function (GO): glycerol-3-phosphate dehydrogenase (quinone) activity; calcium ion binding
Source: RefSeq, a predicted model, not a curated record
UCUAAAUAUGAAAUCACACGUCAGAAUCAAACCUGGAGCAUGGAAGUGCGUUUACUGUGUGAGAGAAACGAGAAGAAAGAGGACAAGAGGACAGACAAGACAAAGGCUGAAGGAAAAGAGGAGCAAGAGGAAGAAGAGGGGGAUUAACAAGAAGUGAAAGAAGAAGAGGAAGAAGAACAAGAAGAAAGUGGAAGAACAACAAGAAAAAUGCUGAACAACAAAUAGAUAAACGACAAGAGGAGCAAGAGGAGGAGAAGAACAAGAACAAGAAGAGGGUGAAGAGGGAGAAUAACAAGAAGAACAAGAAGAAAGUGGAAGAACAAGAAAAAUGCUGAACAACAAAUAGAUAAACGACAAGAGGAGGAGAAGAGCAAGAACAAGAAGAGGGUGAAGAGGGAGAAUAACAAGAAGAACAAGAAGAAAGUGGAAGAACAACAAGAAAAAUGCUGAACAACAAAUAGAUAAACGACAAGAGGAGGAGAAGAGCAAGAAGAGGGUGAAGAGGGAGAAUAACAAGAAGAGGAAGGAGAGCAAGAAGAAAGUGGAAGAACAACAAGAAAAAAGCUGAACAACAAAUAGAUAAACGACAAGAGGAGCAAGAGGAGGAGAAGAACAAGAACAAGAAGAGGGUAAAGAGGGAGAAUAACAAGAAGAGCAAGAAGAAAGUGGAAGAACAACAAGAAAAAUGCUUAACAACCAAAUAGAUAAACGACAAGAGUAGCAAGAGGAGGAGAAGAACAAGAACAAGAAGAGGGUGAAGAGGGAGAAUAACAAGAAGAGGAAGAAGAGCAAGAAGAAAGUGGAAGAACAACAAGAAAAAUGCUUAACAACCAAAUAGAUAAACGACAAGAGUAGCAAGAGGAGGAGAAGAACAAGAACAAGAAGAGGGUGAAGAGGGAGAAUAACAAGAAGAGGAAGAAGAGCAAGAAGAAAGUGGAAGAACAACAUGAAAAAUGCUUAACAACCAAAUAGAUAAACGACAAGAAGAGCAAGAGGAGGAGAAGAACAAGAAGAGGGUGAAGAGGGAGAAUAACAAGAAGAGGAAGAAGAGCAAGAAGAAAGUGGAAGAACAAGAAAAAUGCUUAACAACAAAAUAGAUAAACGACAAGAAGAACAAGAAAAAGAGCAGCAAGAAUAACAACAAGAAGGGAGAGAAUAACAAGAGGAAGAACGACAAGAAAAAGAGGAGGGUGAAUAACAAGAAGAGGAAGAAGAGCAAGAAGAAAGUGGAAGAACAACAAGAAAAAUGCUUCACAACAAAUAGUAAACGACAAGAAGAAAAAGAAGAGCAAGAAGAACAACAAAAUACCAGCAAGAAUAAUAGGAGCAAGAAAAGAGAGAGAAUAAAAAGGAGAGGAAGUAGAAAUAGAGGUAGAACAAGAAAAGGAAGAGUGAGAAGACAGUGGACCAAGGACAGGAAAAGUGGUAACAACAAGAGGAACAACAAGAGAAAGAGGAAGUGGAGGAAGGAAGACAAGAAGACAAAGGAUUCUAACAAAUGAAGAACAACAACAAGAGAAAGUAGAGCAAGAAGAAACGAGAAAUAUAAUAUGGAAAAGAGCAGAAAAGAGGAGGAAGCGCAGGAAUAACAACCCCUGAUCCCCUGACGGUGUGCUGCAGGUUCCAGCCACUGGAUGGCGCCCUCUCCCCCCCAGUGACAGCCCUGGACCCUCAGGGGCCCUGGCUCCUCCCACCUCAACCACGUCAGAGUCUUUUGAUCACCUGCAAAUGUGAUCAUGCACCAAAGCAUCAAAUGAGGAACAGGUGGAGCUGUUGUUACUGUGAUGAGGGACAAACCAGUCAGAAGGAACAAAAACCAAGACGACUUCUCCUGCGGUUUCUGAGAGGUCGUUGGACGAGUCUGCAGAAGACGGAGCAGCGCCAACCAUGGCGUACAGGAAGGCUCUGAAGCGGACGGCCAUCAUCGGCGGGGGGGCGGCCGCCACCUUCUUCGGCCUCUCGCAGUUAAUCGAGUACAGGAAGAUGAAGCCUGGAUUGACUCGGAUGUCCCACGUGGCGGCGGAGGCGGAGCUGAAGGCGCCCUUCGCCCACGAGCUUCCCUCGCGGGCGGCGCAGCUCGCGGCGCUGCAAACCACCGAGGAGUUUGACGUGCUGGUGAUCGGAGGCGGGGCCACGGGGGCAGGAUGUGCCUUAGACGCUGUCACACGCAACCUGAAGACCGCCCUGGUGGAGAGGAACGACUUCUCCGCUGGGACGAGCAGCCGCAGCACCAAGCUGAUCCACGGCGGCGUGCGCUACCUGCAGAAGGCCAUCAUGCAGCUGGACUACGAACAGUACAUGAUGGUGAAGGAGGCCCUUCAUGAGCGAGCCAACCUUCUGGAGAUCGCCCCUCACCUGUCGGCGCCACUACCCAUCAUGCUCCCUGUUUACAAGUGGUGGAAGCUGCCUUACUACUGGGCCGGGAUCAAGAUGUACGACCUGGUGGCCGGGAUCCACUGCCUGAAGAGCAGCUACGUCCUCAGCAAGACCAAGGCCCUGGAGAACUUCCCCAUGCUGAAGAAGGACAAGCUGGUGGGAGCCAUCGUCUACUACGACGGGCAGCACAACGACGCCCGGAUGAACCUGGCCAUCGCCCUCAGUGCUGUUCGCUACGGCGGCGCCGUCGCCAACUACACGGAGGUGGUUCACCUGCUGAAGACAAAAGACCAGGAGACGGGCAAGGAGCGUGUGAGCGGCGCCCGCUGCAGGGACGUCAUCACCGGAAAUGAAUUUGACGUGAAGGCCAAGUGUGUGAUCAACGCCACCGGCCCGUUCACCGACUCCGUGAGGAAGAUGGACAACCAGGAAACCCCGAACAUCUGUCAGCCCAGCGCCGGCGUCCACAUCGUCAUCCCCGGUUACUACAGUCCCGACAACAUGGGUCUGCUCGAUCCGGCCACAAGCGACGGACGUGUCAUCUUCUUCCUGCCGUGGGAGAAGGUGACCAUCGCCGGCACCACCGACAGCCCCACCAGCGUGACGGCCCACCCGAUCCCGGGGGAGGACGACAUCAACUUCAUCCUGAACGAGGUCCGCAACUACCUCAGCCCGGACGUAGAAGUGCGGCGAGGUGACGUGCUGGCAGCGUGGAGCGGCAUCCGUCCCCUGGUGACCGACCCCAACUCCAAAGACACUCAGUCCAUCUGCAGGAACCACAUCGUCAGCAUCAGCGACAGCGGCCUGGUCACCAUCGCCGGUGGGAAGUGGACAACCUACAGGUCCAUGGCCGAGGAGACUCUGGACGCCGCCAUCAAAUCCCACGGCCUCUCGGCUGAACCCUGCAAGACGGUGGGUCUGAUGCUGGAGGGCGCCAAGGGCUGGACGCCCACGCUCUACAUCCGCCUGGUGCAGGACUACGGCCUGGAGCAGGAGGUCGCUCAGCACUUGGCCGCCACGUACGGAGGGAAAGCGUUCGACGUGGCCAAGAUGGCUCAGGUCACAGGGCAGCGAUGGCCGAUCGUGGGCAAGCGCCUGGUGUCCGAGUUCCCGUACAUCGAGAGCGAGGUGCUGUACGCCAUCAAGGAGUACGCCUGCACCGCCAUCGACGUCAUCGCCCGGCGGACGCGCCUGGGCUUCCUGAACGUGCAGGCAGCCGACGAGGCGCUGCCACGCAUCGUCCAGAUCAUGGCGAAGGAGCUGAGCUGGAGUCAGGAGAGGACGACGGCUGAACUGGAAGCAGCCAAGAAGUUUCUGUACCAGGAGAUGGGCUACAGGUCUCGAUCUGAGCAGCUGACCAGGACGUCCGAGAUCAACCUGGACUACCAGGAAGUCGUCAGAUACAAGAAACGCUUCCACAAGUUUGACACAGAGAGCCGAGGGUUCAUCACCACGGUGGACGUCCAGCAGGUUUUAGGAAGCAUCAACGUUCACAUCGACGAAAACGCGCUUCAUGAAAUCCUCAACGAGGUCGACGUCAACAAGAACGGACAAAUAGAAAUAGACGAGUUCCUGCAGCUGAUGAGCGCCGUGAAGAAGGGCCAAGUGUCGGACAGCCGGCUCGCCAUCCUGAUGAAGACGGCGGAGGAGACUCUGGAUAAGAGGGGCCCGGUGACGGUGGACCGCAGCGGGGGCGGAGUCUGAGCACGCUGGAUUGAAGGGACGCAAAGGAGAAGGUGGUAAUGACAACAACAACAACAACACAACAUGCAAAUGGUGCUAUUUGAAUGACAAUGCAGCAAUCAAGCACACGGGCGGACGGACUCAGCCACACUCCUGAUUCCUGAGGGGGAAAGAGAACCUGAUGAUCCAGGGCAGAUUCUCAAGAGUCGAUGCUGUUUGUAUGUUUCUCAACAUCCGGUGCCUCAGAAAUCACACAAACCUGUUUUAUACUCUGUCUUUCAAACUGUUUAAAUUGCCUCUGCAGCGCCUCCAGCACUCCGUCUCUUAAACUUUAUUCUUUUCAAGCGACGCAGCUUUCGAGUCUUUGGUCAAGUUUGAUUUCUCGGGUUCAUCGUUUCCCCUCAAAGUUUCCUGGAGAGAAUUUGUCUGAAAGGACAAAAGAGAAAUGCUUGAUAAACACCAAUAUCUGGAUUUUCGGACAGAGAGGAUGAAAACACAACGUCCCUCCAGGGAACUUUGGUGGAAAAUGUCCUGUAAAUCAAAUCCUCACUGACGUGUCGGUGUGUAGUUUCUGAUUUGUGCACUAGUGGUUUAAUAUUUAAUAUUUAAUGGGUUUUAAAAAGCACUCUGAGACGUUUCUGAACCUUUUCUGUUGCCUCUUAUUUGUCUUUUAGGGUUUUUAAACAACUGAUCAGGGUUAAAUGUAAAAAUCAUUUAACAUCUAUUUGUCCAAAUGGCUUUCCAGCGAACUACUGACGUUUACAUGACGAGGUUUCAAGCUUUAGCUUCUAAAUCACUAAUGUUACUGUUCUUUCCAUAUAUGUUUAUUUAUUCUUUUCUCCUCAUACGCAGAGAUUAUAGAUUUUAACUAUAUUUUAAAGUGUAUCUCUAAAUCAGGAUGUUUUUAUUGCUACACGUUAACUUUAUUCUCUAAAUAAUUCAAAGCUAAAUCUACAUUUUGCAGAAAGUAUUUUAUUUUAUUUAGUGUUUGCUUCUCUUUUGGAUUGAGCCGCUGUAUUGACGCACACUCAGUCUAUGGGACUGGUCUAUAACCUGCAUGCUGUCAGCUGAUUGUCAUGAGAACUUUAAAGCAGAUUAAUGUCGUUGCAUGUUUGGUUUUAAAGAGUUUGGUGAUUUUCUUCUUUUAAAGGGUCUGAAUGUAGAGAUUUACCUUCACGUGCCUCAGAUAUGACACUUAACUAUUUACACUCUGUGUCACAAACAAGUGCAACAAAUACAGGAAGUAAUGUUGAGAUAUUGAUCAUUUAUAAGAGUUAUUGUAAUAGGAAAUGUGUUUGAAAUGCAUUGUAUGUUUAUACCUGUGAGAACUGAGGCCUGUUGUAAGGGACGAGUGUUUUAAUAGAAACACUAGUUUGGUUAUUAGAUAGUUGUCACUCCAAAAGGGACUUUUAUUUUGAAGGGCUGAGGUGUCACUGAAAUCUGGAUGAUUAAAAAAACAAAACAAUAUGUCAAUAUUUUAGUUAUAUUUAUGGAUUGGAAGGACGUUGAAGUCAGAUUCUUAUGUUCCCACCUUUAUUUGUGCGCUUAUUUUUAUCUGAAUUAAAAAAGUAAAUAAAGUAGGUGGACGAAAAAAGGAUCAAAUUGAUUCCCAGCCCUUUUAAUGUGUUAGAUUUAAUAUAUUUAAGUAUAUUUACGCUGCCUCCCCCCCUCACCACAGGCCUGUUGUCAGUCUUUUAUUUUGAAAGGCUUGUAUUUGUAUGUGUGUGCACUGUGCUUCCUUAUUGCCUUCAUUUAUCCUCAUGAGCAACUGCAGAUGUGCAGAUUUUCUGUUGGACUCAUUUUUAUGCAGUAAACCGAAUCAUUCCAUUCCUUCUAUGUACCAAACGCACUGUUACUGAAGUGUGUGUGUUGUUGUGUGUGUGUGUGUGAGUGUGUGAGAGUGACACAACCCUUCAAACUGCCAACUCCGGCUCGUCAACAAUCGCUCAUGGGCAGCACCACGUUCAUCCUGAUGUUUGAUUGUCUCCUGCAGGAUGAAAUUUCAGCUUUAUCCCGACUCAAAGAGAAUCAUGUUCCUGGUUCUUCUUCCUCUUUUCCUCCAGUGCAGAGGCCGAGUCGUCAGGUCUGAAAAACGAGCGAAGGAAACAAAGUCAUUAUCUCAUUAAAUGUAUCUGGUUGCUUGAAAA